Messenger RNA from Telopea speciosissima, 762 nucleotides. RefSeq lists its product as uncharacterized. Lineage: Eukaryota; Viridiplantae; Streptophyta; Magnoliopsida; Proteales; Proteaceae. The transcript has a single exon. The coding region runs from base 1 to 762 and encodes 253 amino acids. The record is from RefSeq and is a predicted model, not a curated record.
AUGCUUGAUCUUAUCCGCAAAAGGCUCCAGUUAUGGAAAGGCAAGCUUCUCUCCUAUGCAGGCAGGUUGGUCCUUAUUCGUUUAGUUCUGGAAUCUUCUUAUAUCUACUGGUCAAGCAUCUACAAUCUUCCCCAAGCUACAAUCAAGUCCUUGGAAUCUCUCUUUGCCUCUUUUCUUUGGAAGGGUAAGGAGUCGUCUAGAUUCCUUCACCCUCUCAGCUGGGCAGCCGUGUGUCUUCCUAAAAAGGAAGAAGGUCUGGGCAUUAGGAGAAUCAAAGAGGCAAAUUCUGCAGGGAUCAUCAAGCUCAUAUGGAAAAUUGUCUCUAAACAGAAGAGCAUCUGGGUCGAUUGGAUUUACUCGAAUCUUCUCCGUCAAGACUCCAUCUGGUCAGCUUCUGCUACCUCUGACUCUUCUUGGGUCUGGUGCAAGAUCUUGGACUCCCGUCAUUUGGUUCUCCACAGCAUCAGAACUCAGAUUGGAGAUGGUCUCUCUACUUAUCUUUGGCUCGACCACUGGCACCCUAAGGGAAUCCUCAUCAACAUGAUAUCUCCUCGUACCAUUUAUGCUUCUGACCUCCACAGGCUCUCCUUGGUUGCUGAUAUCUUAGGCCCAGCUGGCUGGUCUCCUCCCCCCACUGCCUCCCAGGACCUUACUCUCAUUUGGAAUGAUCUUGCUACCAUUCCCCGAAAGCUUUCGAACAGAGGUGACUGUGUUUUGUGGAAAGCUAGCAGCUCCAGUUCCUUCUCCUCAAAUUCAGCUUGA